This is a messenger RNA of Malus domestica (apple), 1296 nucleotides long. RefSeq names its product bark storage protein A. Gene Ontology annotation, molecular function: catalytic activity. Lineage: Eukaryota; Viridiplantae; Streptophyta; Magnoliopsida; Rosales; Rosaceae. The record is from RefSeq and is a predicted model, not a curated record. Gene Ontology annotation, biological process: nucleoside metabolic process.
UUCAAACCACCUCCCAUGCUUUCUUGAACAGUUUAUAAAUGUACCAUUCUCCACUGCAAGUCUGCAAAGGGUCAUCAAGUUUUGUGGAUUAAUUAUUAGACCGGUUUAGAUGGAGGGAAGGAGGGAGAUGGAGAGCCGUUUGCGGAUGGAGUUGAUGGUUUUUCUUGUGUUGGUUUUGGGGUUUAGCAGUAGAUCCUUUGGUGCAGUUUCUCACAGUACCAUGAACAAGAUUUAUAGAAUAAACAAAGAAGGUCCAUAUUUGGGCAUUGUAGUACCAAAUUUCUUUGAGAUGAACCCUCUUCUUCAAUCUACAAGCUUUGUGGCUGAUCAGAAGCUACCGUAUUUGGAUUUUGCUGGAAGAAGGUUUCGAAUCGGACGAUUGGAAGACAAAAAGGUUAUAAUUGUUAUGACUGGAUUGAGCAUGCUCAAUGCAGGCAUCUCAACUCAAUUACUACAAACCCUAUUCAUGGUGAAAGGUGUUGUACACUAUGGAAUUGCUGGAAAUGCAGAUCCCCAACUCCAAAUUGGAGAUGUCACCAUCCCUCAAUUUUGGGCUCAUACAGGCCUUUGGAAUUGGCAGAGGUUUGGAGAUGGGCCUAAUGAUGAAUUGUCCUUAGAAUCAUUUGGAGACUACACAAGAGAAGUUGGUUAUAUAAAAUUUUCAGAUUUUAGUAACAAAACCAAAGUUGGAACUUCUGUUCCCAAUCUCCUGAACAGUGCAUGGUAUCAGCCAGAAGAGACCUUCCCAGUCCAUGGCACUCCGGAAGUUAGGCAACAUGCCUUUUGGGUUCCAGUCAACCACAAAUAUUUUUCACUUACCAAGAAACUAGAGGGUUUGAAGUUGGGGAGCUGUGUCAAUACAACUUGUCUUCCAAGAACACCCAAAGUGGUGGCAGUCCAAAGGGGGAUUAGUGCAAAUGUGUUUGUUGACAAUAGUGCAUACAGAGAAUUCUUGAAUUCCAAAUUCAAUGCCACCCCAAUAGACAUGGAAAGUGCUGCAGUGGCUCUUGUAUGUCACCAGCAGAACACACCGUUUAUCGUAAUUAGAGCUCUCUCUGAUUUGGCUGGUGGAGGAUCCUCUCUCUCCAAUGAAGCCAACACCUUUGCGUCAUUGGCAGCUCAAAAUGCAGUUGAUGUUGUACUCAGAUUCGUUGCCUUGUUGUCUUCAUAGUUUCACCAUAAAACGACACACUUCCAUUGAUCGGUGGACUGUAAUUUGGAAUAAUUGAGGUUUAUAUAUAUAUGUGUGUGUGAAUUUCUUAUGCGUAGUGAAAACGAAGCUCAGUUUUUGGUUUU